Pocillopora verrucosa is the source of this 381-nucleotide messenger RNA. Its product is annotated as proline-rich nuclear receptor coactivator 2-like. Gene Ontology annotation, cellular component: nucleus. Lineage: Eukaryota; Metazoa; Cnidaria; Anthozoa; Scleractinia; Pocilloporidae. The record is from RefSeq and is a predicted model, not a curated record.
AUGACGUUCGGGACACAAGUGACACAAAGCGAUCGCAUUUCACCGAAUAAAGACAGCAUCCAUCACAAAAAUAACUCGAAGAAGAACACAAGAUUUCGGAACGACCGUUCCGUUAAAGUGAAAUCAGUUCAGGAGCCUGCUUCCGUUGUAUUAGAUUCAGGACUCGCGACUACUGUCAACAUACCACGUCGACGACGAAGCGAAAACAGUAGCGACACGGCGCUCAUUCCAUAUGCGGGGCCAAAAUUUAGCAGUCCACCUCAUCCAAGUGUUCUUCCCAAACCGCCAUCACACUGGAUAUCGUCUCCCAUCCACAAUCUCGACGGAGAUUUUGCGGCGAUGUCGCAACAUCUUAGAAUGCUGCUUCGAGUAGAGUCAUAG